This is a messenger RNA of Abrus precatorius (Indian licorice), 744 nucleotides long. RefSeq lists its product as uncharacterized. Lineage: Eukaryota; Viridiplantae; Streptophyta; Magnoliopsida; Fabales; Fabaceae. The transcript is spliced from 5 exons. Gene Ontology annotation, molecular function: nucleic acid binding. The coding region runs from base 1 to 744 and encodes 247 amino acids. The record is from RefSeq and is a predicted model, not a curated record.
AUGAUGGUGAAAGAAAUAGAGUUAAUUGAGGAAUUUCGGGACAUGAAUUUGGCCAAGGAGGUGAGGCCGGGGAGUUUGUAUCUCGAAGCGGCGACGAUUCACAAUGACUUUUUGGUGAAAUGCUCAGCAGGAAGAUGCCUUCUUGCAAGACAUGAUGAGACAGAAGGGCUGCCUAAGACUAGAAACAACCAUGAUGCCAUCUGGGUGAUAAUAGAUCGAUUGACUAAGGCUGCACACUUUCUCCUGAUCAACACAAAGUAUAAAUUAGAAAGACUUGCAGAGUUAUAUGUGCAGGAGAUAGUCAGGCUGCAUGGAGUACCAACUAGUGUGGUGUCAGAUAGAGAUCUGAGAGGUGCAGGACCCCGUUGUGUUGGUAUGAAACGGAGAGGCGACUCUGUGUGCGCCGAAUAUGAUCCAAAGGUCUCGCCUGUGACCGGAGUUGGGAGGGCUCUAAAAUCUCGGAAGCUGUCUCCUAAAUUUAUUGGGCCAUUUGAAAUGCUAAGUAGAAUUAGUCCUACUGCAUACCAGAUUGUGUUGCCUCCGAAUCUCUCAAACCUACAUCUAGUGUUCCAUGUGUCACAGCUUAGGCAAUAUGUGUCAGAUCCUUCCCAUAUGAUAGAUCUUGACCUGCUGAGGGGCAAGGACAUCUCACUGGUGAAGGUAAUAUGGAGCUCAAGUGAUGAGGGAGAUGUCACAUGGGAAACAGAGAGUAGAAUGAGAAUUGUAUCCGGGAUUGUUGGUUGA